Messenger RNA from Pieris macdunnoughi, 729 nucleotides. NCBI's taxonomy places the organism in Eukaryota, Metazoa, Arthropoda, Insecta, Lepidoptera, Pieridae. The record is from the annotation of a GenBank genome assembly.
AUGGAAAAAGCUUUCGACCGGGUCUGGCACGCGGGACUGGUGCACAGGCUCCUCGACUCCGACAUCCCGCGGCGCGUGGUGGCGAUUAUUAGCUCCUUCCUUCUCGACCGGCGUUUCCACGUCUCCAUCGAAGGGGAGAAGUCGAGCUACCGACCGAUCGCCGCGGGUGUCCCUCAUGGCAGCUGCCUAUCCCCAAGCCUUUAUCUUAUUUUCACUAAUGACUUUCCAGUUGCGGCGGGAUGUGCGGCGUCGCUGUUUGCGGACGACACGGCCUACAUCACCUCUUCCCUGAACGCGCGCCACGCAGCCAUCAAGUUUCAGAGGUCGCUGGACGCCCUUCCCGCUUGGCUGGCAGAGCGGCGCUUGACCGCCAAUGCCGCCAAGACCCAGGCCAUUGUCUUUGGCUGGGGGCACCUCCCGCCACCACUCAGCUUACAAGGGGUCGAGGUCCAGUGGCGCCCCCAAGCAACCUAUUUGGGCGUCACACUGGACCGAGGCCUCACGAUGCGCCCGCACAUCGCUGCAGCCGCAGGCUGCGCAAAGGCGGUGGCCGCCAGACUGCGCCCUGUGCUGCAGUCGUCAUUGCCAGUAAGGCGCAAACUGGCGCUUUACAAGACCUACGUAAGCGGCGCCCGCGUGGUAUGCUCUCGCAGCCGAGACGCAUCGGCGUCGGCUGCGCUACGUGAGAAAUUCCACUAUACUACGAGACCUCAGAGAACAAUCCAUUGA